AUGAAAUCGAAUCUGCUGUUUGUGAUUUUCAUUUCAUUCGCGACGACGGCGAUAUUUGCAUCUCAGUACGACGACAACGACGACGAAUUGCCGGAUUUUGAAUUCGACGAUGGAGGCAGCAACAGUCGAAUUACCACAGAAGACGAUUACUUGGGAGAUGGGGAUGAAUUUGCGGAGCAACUGAUGGCAGUGCAGCAGCAAAAUCAAACGUCGGCGGCAUUUGCACAUCGAGAACGGAAGAUUAGACAAGUGCUGAUUCGGGCGUUGGCAAAUACGAAACUCAGGCAAAAGUUUGUCGAAGUGAUGCCCGUGCUGCGGAUGAUGACGAAGGCGCAAAGAUUGACGUUGGCGGCGUUGAUUCAAGCGCAAGUUGAUGGAAAUAGAGUACUUACGUUGGAACAGGUUAAGCAACUUUUCGGGAAUCGUGAAGACUUGAUCUUGCCUCUUGUCUUGGAUAUCGCGAAUUUGAUCAAAAUGGCAGCGGAAAGUGCGUAUCUGUCGCAGCAACGGAAGAAAAUCCAAGAAUUCGAACAACCGAGCCAGAUGCAACUUUUGAGAAGGAGUUUUUUCACGCUUCCUCGUCCUGAAGGGUUCCAUCGGAGAGUUGAUUCGACCAAAAAAGAUGUUCCCGUUGCUCCAAAUGACGAAGAAGAGACUCAAGCCACCGUCACGGACAUCACAAAAUUCGUUGUUGCCAAUUUGAAGGACGAUCGAAUGCAUUUGGAUGACAAAGAUCUCGAAGCGAUCGUCAAAAAUGUCUCGCACGAUCGAAAUAAACGCGAAAAAGAGAUGUUUCCGCAAGCCUUGCCUCUUAAAAUGACCUCCGAAGCCGAAGAUCACAUCCAGAAAAAGCUCCAAAUGACGUAUCACGAGCGAAAAAUGAACAUGACUUCGUUUAACGCGACGAAACAGCAUCAAGAUCAAACCGCGAUGGCAUCCGAUGGGGGUUUCGUGUCAUUUUUGUUGCCGGAAACGAACAUGACGAUGGAUGAAAUUGAAGAUUUGACGUUUGAAGCUGUUGGAACGACAACGAUGGAUCCAAAUUCGAGCGAAAAUUCAACAGAUUUUGAAAAUUUGCCUCAACCGGAGCAAUUGGUGCGAGUUGUGAGACCUAAAAUUAUUCAAAAUAAGAGAAUUUUAGUCACGGGGAAGCAGCAACAGCAACAAAGGCCUCUUGCGAGAAAACAAACUUUAGCUCCGGCACCGCUUGAAGAAAUUUGUGAGAAAUUUAGUAGUACGGUGUGUUUGCAAGUCAAAAAUUAUCCAAUGGAACAAGUUAUGAGAAGUAUUAAACGUCAUAAGACAGCGAUGCAUGCGUUGUUGGCAGAUUUUAAGGAUAAAUCCGAUCAUUUGGGACCUGAGGAGUAUUUUGAUCAAUUUUAUGGCUCGAAUCGUCGCCAAGAUGACGGAGCAAAAGGCGCAAUGUGCGAAAGUAUCAUCAAAUUCGCUCGUCCUCAAAAAGCUCGUUCCGCUACUGGCGAAUGGAAAUACAUCGUAAACACCGGAAGUCACACUCAAACCUUAAGAUUGGAGAAAUGCACAGCUCCUUUGGAUUCCUGCUCUUACUUGACAGAUAAUUACCGUUCGCGCUGCAUCCAAGUUUACAAUUACCAUCGUUUGCUGAGUUGGGACGUUUCUCGCGGCUUGCAUGUCGACAUCUUCAAAGUGCCGACUUGUUGUUCGUGUCACAUCGACGGUUACAAAGAAAUUUUCCCGCCAAUUCUGCCAGAUUACACGAAAGAUCCUUACGAAACGCAUUUCGAGCUGGAUGACGACUCACAUUUGCAAUCAGCGGCGCCAAGUAACAUUCAGUACUCAACUUUGAAGGAUUUGGAGACAAACAGUGCGGAUGAAGACGACAUCGCGAAUCAGUAUACCGACGGAUUCAAGCGAAAAAUGAAGCCGCUGAAGAACAAUCAUCAAUUGGCGGCGAAACAACCCAUUCGUUCAGCUUUUGAUCACAUCGCCGUCACGCCAAGCAACUCAAUUCCCAUUCUCGAUGAAUUCCUCAGUCCGCCAGUGUCGAGUUACGAUCCCACGAUUCAGUUCAAAAAUCGUCUCCCGAUCACAGGAAGACGUCGUCCGGGGCAACCGCUGCGAAAACAAGCCAACGAUCAAACUUCAGCAAGUUCGGAUUAUCGCACGAACGAAGUUACGGUCCUUCCGCCGUCGUCAGUUGUCACGCAGAACAUUUUUCGAAAACGAGUGACUCCUUCGUUGGCAGCCACGGUGAACACAACGACAAACAUCAAACUGCUGAAAGCCCAACAAGACGCCGCAAAACGCGUCAAUUACAAUUACCAUCCGAUAAUUGACUUUUUCGAGCAGGAAAAUAACAAGCAGCACCAAAACCGACAGGGACAAGUUGUCGAUCGCAUCGGAAAUGUCGAACGAAAUAACGCGUGGCGACCCGUAGUUGCGAAUAAUAAUUUCAAUCGAAGAGGCGGGCAUGGCGGAAUUAUCCGAGGAAUUUAG
Molecule: messenger RNA, 2475 nt
Organism: Culicoides brevitarsis
Lineage: Eukaryota; Metazoa; Arthropoda; Insecta; Diptera; Ceratopogonidae
Gene: NT1
Product: neurotrophin 1
Exons: 5
Coding region: 1-2475 (824 amino acids)
Biological process (GO): central nervous system formation; innate immune response
Cellular component (GO): extracellular region
Molecular function (GO): growth factor activity; Toll binding
Source: RefSeq, a predicted model, not a curated record